Messenger RNA from Cryptococcus wingfieldii CBS 7118, 657 nucleotides. RefSeq names its product transferase. The record is from RefSeq and is a predicted model, not a curated record. Gene Ontology annotation, biological process: GMP salvage; hypoxanthine metabolic process; XMP salvage. Gene Ontology annotation, cellular component: cytoplasm. Gene Ontology annotation, molecular function: hypoxanthine phosphoribosyltransferase activity. Lineage: Eukaryota; Fungi; Basidiomycota; Tremellomycetes; Tremellales; Cryptococcaceae. Bases 1 to 657 code for a protein of 218 amino acids. The transcript is spliced from 6 exons.
AUGUCCGAUAUCAAGACCGACGUCGAAAUGCUCCGAUUGAGCUACAACGACAUUCACACUGCCAUCCAGAAGGCUGCCGUCCAGAUCCAAGCCGAGUUUGCCCCCAACCUCUUCAUCGCUAUUGGUGGUGGUGGUUUCAUUCCCGCCCGAAUGCUCCGAACACACUGCAAGAAGGAUGUUGAUGGCAAGAAGAGGAAUAUCCCUAUCCAGGCCGUCGGACUUGUCUUGUACGAGGACAUGGGUGGUGUCGAAGAGAAGGUCGGCACUGAGGUCGUCCGAACCCAAUGGCUCGACUUUUCCACUCUCGGUCAGAACUUUACACAAGGUGGUCUCCUCGGUAGACAUAUCCUCAUCGUCGACGAGGUCGACGACACCAGAACCACCCUCAUGUACACCGUCAAGGAGCUCCAGAUCGACAUCAACAAGCAGCUCGAGCUCGUCGAGAACGUUCAGGAGCGGGAGAGACUGAGAGCUCAGACCAAGCUUGGUAUCUUUGUCGUUCACAACAAAUUGAAGCCCAAGGCCGGUCAGCUCCCCGAAGGCGUCGUCUACUUUUCCGCCGUCGACACCCCCGACGUCUGGCUCGCCUACCCCUGGGAAUGUGAUGGUGACAUUUACGCACACGAUGCGCUCCGGGUGCACAACCCCAACAUCUAA